Messenger RNA from Sardina pilchardus (European sardine), 1428 nucleotides. Its product is annotated as parathyroid hormone-related protein-like. The record is from RefSeq and is a predicted model, not a curated record. Bases 178 to 852 code for a protein of 224 amino acids. NCBI's taxonomy places the organism in Eukaryota, Metazoa, Chordata, Actinopteri, Clupeiformes, Clupeidae. The transcript has 4 exons. Gene Ontology annotation, molecular function: hormone activity. Gene Ontology annotation, biological process: bone mineralization. Gene Ontology annotation, cellular component: extracellular region.
UGAUUUAUCACAGCCUGCUGGAAACAUUUGUGAGAGUGAACCCACUCUCUCUCUCCCUCGCUCCCGCUCUCUCUCACUCCCUCUGGGUCUGUGACAGAAAGAGACUGAACAGAACAGAACUGAACUGACCAGAGGCUGUGCGGGACAGACAUCGCUUCGGAAGAGACAAGCAGCAAAAUGUUCUGUUCAAGAAGAUUGCUCCAGCAGUGGUGCUUGGCAGUGUUCUUACUGUGCUCUCCGGUGCCUCAUUAUGGGAGGCCCAUAGAUGCUCUCAGCAACAGAAUGAAACGCUCCGUGACCCACGCGCAGCUGAUGCAUGACAAAGGUCGCACGCUGCAGGACUACAAGCGCCGCAUGUGGCUCCAGGAGCUGCUGGACGUCGUGCACACGGCCGAGACCCGCGACCUGCCCGUGCGCACCGGGGUCAGCAGCAGCAGCGGCGCCGGCGUCGGACUGGGCGUCGGAGGAGGAGGAGGCGGCGGGGUCAGCGUCGGCAUGGGGAUGGGCCUGGCCACGGGGGGCACCUCCUCCCUCCACCCGAAACCCGCCACCGCCGGCGGGACGAAGAACCUCCCCAUCGGCUUCCCGCUGGAAGACGAGGAAGGAACCAACCUGCCGCAGGAGACCAACAAGUCGCAGACGUACAAGGACGCGGCGCUCAAGACGGCGGGAAAGCGGAAGAAGAAGAAGGAGGGGCGCUCCGGGAAGCGGCGGGGGGAGGGCGAGAAGAGGAAGAGGCGGGCGCGGCGCUCGCUGGCGUGGGCGUGGGCAUCGCGGGCGCAAGAGCCCGGGAGCGGCGGCUACCGCCUGGAGUGGCGGCCGUACGUUGACCUGCAGGGGGCGCUGCACUAGAACACUGUCAGUCUUUGACAACGAAACUUAAGGACAUUUCAUGGACACCUAAAUACUCAUGUUGCAGAGUUCUGUAAUAGUGAUUGUUUGGACAGUGAUACGGAAUAUAUUUAUUGUCUGUAAAUAUUCUCAACACACCAGAAAAGUAAUAAUAAUGACAAUAAAAAUAUGAUAAAACCUAUUCAAUGCUCCAAGGGGCUACAGAUCUUGAUCUUUGUGAAUACUGCCUUUUUUUGUUAGGACUAUGCCAAUUAUAAAUGUCAGAUUUGCGGUAAUUUAUUUUGUUUGAAUGGUGUAUUUAUUUUGUAAAUGUAUUAAGGUGCUGCUGACCUUCUAUAUUUUUGUACCAUAAUGCACUUUAGAUAUAUAAAUAUAAAUAUAUAAACAAGUAAUUUUUGUUAAUUGACUUUUGUGGUUUGAUUUCAAUGAAGAAAAAAAAGUUAUCAGUCAUUCUUAAAUGUGUUAGCCUGCUCCCAGGCUUGGCUAGAAACGCUGAACUAGUUCAUUGUCUUGCUUCUUUUGUUCUUUUUUUUUCAUUUGUUUGUUUCUUUUUUUCUGAGGGCUUGUGGGGGGGUG